Osmerus eperlanus (European smelt) is the source of this 2832-nucleotide messenger RNA. It is a transcript of the gene dars2, whose product is annotated as aspartyl-tRNA synthetase 2, mitochondrial. NCBI's taxonomy places the organism in Eukaryota, Metazoa, Chordata, Actinopteri, Osmeriformes, Osmeridae. Gene Ontology annotation, molecular function: aspartate-tRNA ligase activity; ATP binding; nucleic acid binding. Gene Ontology annotation, biological process: aspartyl-tRNA aminoacylation. The transcript has 17 exons. The record is from RefSeq and is a predicted model, not a curated record. The coding region runs from base 319 to 2340 and encodes 673 amino acids. Gene Ontology annotation, cellular component: cytoplasm.
UCAGUGAAUGCUACCUCACUGUCACGGAAGCAAGGACAUUUCAUAAGCAUACUAGCUUGCUAGCCAUACGAAUGGAAGCAAACUAAAUGGACAAAGAACAUUUAAACUUCAAAGUCGCUAGCUAUCCAAAUUGAUUCUUGACAGUAUCUGUCAGCAGAAUCUUGCGUUAUGUUUUUCUGUCAUCCAUAUACAUAAUCAUGUCAGCUAACUUUAUUAUACCGGUAAUGUACCCAUGUGCCGCCUUACUCAGACAAGGUACAAGGUUAGUUAACAUUGAAUGAAUGGGAACAUCCUUGGACAGAGGGUUGUCUUAAAAAAAUGGCUAAUAAAAGCAGGGUAUUGGUACAGAGGCUUCUCUUCGCGCUGAGACGAGACAGCAGGGCAUAUUCUGUUUGGCAAAACACCGCUCUUCCAACUGUGAGCCAAGGACAUCUGACCAAAUCCAACAUCACUCGAAUGAGGUGUACUCUCACUAUAAACAGAAACUUCGCGUGCAGCACAGCAGGUUCCAGCAGCCUGUCUUUCAGGAGCCACACUUGUGGAGAGUUGAGAUCUGUUCACGUGGGCGAUGAGGUCACUUUGUGUGGCUGGGUUCAGUACAUCAGACAAGACUUGUUUGUAAUCAUGAGAGAUUUUGGCGGUUUGACACAAAUUCUUAUCCCUCAAGACAAGUCCAAAAGUCAUCUGAAGAAAGUUCUGUGUGAGUUAACAGUUGAGUCAGUCAUCAAAGUGAAGGGCACAGUCAGGCUUCGGCCAGAAGGACAGGAGAACACGAACAUGCCCACAGGAGAGAUUGAGGUCUGUGCUGAGAGUGUGGAGGUUCUUAAUACCUGCCGGAAACUGCCUUUUGAAAUCAAAGAUUUUGUGAAGAAGUCUGAGUCCCUGAGGAUGGAGUACCGUUACCUAGACCUGCGCUCCUCUCAGAUGCAGACCAAUCUGAGAAUAAGGUCCCAGCUGGUGAUGAAGAUGAGAGAGUACCUCUGUAAUAUGCACGGAUUUGUGGAUGUGGAGACUCCUACCCUUUUUAAGAGAACUCCAGGAGGUGCUAAGGAGUUUGUAGUUCCUUCCAGAGAGCCAGGCCGGUUCUACUCUCUCCCCCAGAGUCCACAGCAGUUUAAACAGCUCCUCAUGGUGGCUGGAUUUGACAGGUACUUUCAACUCGCUCGUUGCUACCGAGAUGAAGGCUCCAAGCCAGACAGACAGCCAGAAUUCACCCAGGUAGACAUAGAGAUGUCUUUUGUGGAUCAGGCAGGCAUCCGGACACUGAUUGAGGGGCUGCUACAGCACUCAUGGCCUGUGGAGAAGGGUUCUGUCAGUGUUCCCUUCCCCUCCAUCCCCUAUGAGGAAGCCAUGAGGGACUACGGUGUGGACAAGCCAGACACACGCUUCGACAUGAAGCUGGUGGACGUGAGUGAGGUGUUCUGGCACACAGACAUCCAUUACCUCAAAGCUGCUCUCGACCAACCAGGAGGCUGCAUCCAGGCCAUCUGUGUCCCAGGCGGAACUACACGUAUGAAGGGCAAGGAUUUGGAAUCCCUUAAACAUACAGCCAAGACCCAGUUCAGUCAGGACGUGAGCGUGCUGUUGGUGAAGGCAGAUGGCACAUUGAAGUCUCCUCUCAGCAGACUGCUGUGUGGCCCAGCCAGGGAGCAGCUGUUGCAGACCGCCCAGGCCCGGCCGGGGGACCUGCUACUCCUCUCUGCUGGCCCUCUGGACACUGUGAGACCCCUGCUAGGGAAGCUAAGACUGCAGUGCGCUGACCUCCUGGAGGGCCGGGGCGUGGCGCUGAGACACCCCUCAGACUACCACUUCCUGUGGGUGGUGGACUUCCCACUGUUCCUGCCCAAGGAGGGAGAGCCAGGCCAGCUGGAGGCCGCCCACCACCCCUUCACUGCUCCGGUCCCUGAAGAUGCCCACCUUCUCUCCUCCGCUCCACACAAGGUCCGUGGGCAGCACUAUGACCUGGUUCUGAACGGUUCUGAGAUCGGCGGAGGCUCCAUCCGGAUCCACCAAGCCUCUCUGCAGCAGUACGUCCUCCAGAACAUCCUUCAGGUCAGACUUCCUGUUUGUCAGAACAUCCUUCAGGAGGAUCCGGCUCUUCUCUCUCACCUGCUGGAGGCGCUGGACUCUGGAGCGCCCCCUCAUGGUGGCAUAGCAUUGGGGCUGGAUCGCCUGGUGUCUCUGAUGGUCGGAGCGCCCAGCAUCAGGGAUGUGAUCGCCUUCCCCAAGUCCUUCCGGGGUCAUGACCUCAUGAGCCACGCCCCGGACUUUGUGUCAGAAGAGGAACUGAAGCCUUAUCACAUCUCUGUCAGCUGGCCGGCCGAGGGCGAGGGGCUCUAGUGAGAAGAUCUCUGGAUUCAUCCUGGCCCCAGCCUUUCUUUAGGACCUGGCUGGUCGUGUCUCUGUAGAGCAGCUUUCACCCUUGUUUACCAGUUACAUCUGAUCCACAAUAUCCAUGAGUGAGUAAGGACACGUGUCUGGAAUGCGCUCUAACCCUCCUUAGACUCCAGGUCUAUUCUGGUCCCACCAGAUGGUGAAACUGAGGAUGUCCCCGAGUGGGCAGCCUGAGAUGAGCCUUCUGAGGAAUGACUCGUCGUGCCAUGUCACCACGUCAACAGUGUAAGACUGGAGGACGAAAGAUACCUCAGCCGUGAGAGAAUACCCUGUUUUUGCACCUUUGUGUACCAUUUACGUUUCCCAUGGUUCCUCUGCUUGCUAACGGCAGUCUUACUACCCACGAUGGUGUCGGAAAAGAUGUCAGUUUCAGCUGAAUCGAUAUAGAUCAAUAUGGAAGCAUGCUGUGUGUAAUAAAGUAUGCCAUGAUUUGAUGGA